CUCUCUCUCUCUCUCUCUCUUUCUCUCACACGCACAUACACACACAACGCACAAACACAUACACGCAUAUUCGAGCUCAUGAAGAAGCAGAAGCUCUUUCUUUCUCCUCCCACACUCUCUUCUCCUCUCCUCACCAUUCUCCGCCUCAUCUCCUCCCCCUUCACCACCACCUCCACCGCCAUUGCCGCCGCCAUUGCGAACUCCGAACGUUCUGAAGACGACGAAGCUUCGCUCUCCUCCCCGCUCGUCAUCGCCGAAAACGACCUCCUACGGGCGAGCCACAAGACCCAACACGGCCUCCACGUCCUCGACCUCGUCGACGCCGGAGCCCUCGAACCCACCUCCGUAAUCUACUCCUCAAUCAUCAAGAGGUGCACCCAACUGCAGAAGCUUAAGGCGGGUAAGAUCGUUCAUGCCCACUUCCUCAAUUCGAGGCUCAAAGGCGACGUCUUUUUCCACAACUCCAUCAUCAACAUGUAUUGUAAAUGCGGGAGCUUGGAGGACGCGCACAAGGCGUUCGACGAAAUGCCCUCGAGAGAUAUGGUCUCAUGGACGGCUCUGAUCACUGGAUAUGCUCAGAGUGAUCGGCCGAGAGAGGCACUUGAGCUGUUCCCGAGAAUGCUCAGGCUCGACCUUAGACCGAAUGGGUUUACUUUCGCGAGCCUUUUCAAGGCUUGCGGGGCCUUUUCUGAUGAUGAAACCGGUAAACAAAUUCACGGAGUGUGUAUAAAGUACGGUUGUGAUCUAGAUGUUUACGUGGGGAGUGCCUUGCUGGAUAUGUAUGCUCGCCACGGGAACAUGAACGAAGCAUGUUUGAUCUUUGAGCAUUUGGAUUCCAAGAACGAGGUAUCAUGGAAUGCUUUGAUAGCUGGUCAUGCGAGAAAAGAAGAUGCAGAAACUGCUCUUAAGCUGUUCUGCGACAUGCAAAGGAAUGGCUUUGGGGCAACCCAUUUCACCUAUUCGAGCAUUUUUAGCGCCUGCGCGGGUAUUGGCGCUCUAGAACAGGGGAAAUGGGUUCAUGCCCAUAUGGUGAAAUCGGGGCAAAAGCUUACUGCCUUUGUCGGUAACACUAUUCUUGAUAUGUACGCCAAAUCCGGGAGUAUAGGCGAUGCAAGGAAAGUGUUCGAUCGAUUGGAUAAAAGAGACAUUGUUUCUUGGAACUCCAUGCUUACCGCAUGCGCUCACCAUGGGCUUGGUAAAGAAGCUGUUUCCAUUUUUGAGGAGAUGCGUAGGAUUGGUAUUCAGCCGAAUCAGAUCACUUUCCUCUGUGUUCUCACAGCUUGUAGCCAUGGUGGGCUUUUGAGAGAGGGAAAGCACUAUUUUGAGAUGAUGAAGAAAUAUAAGUUGGAACCGGAGGUCGAGCAUUACGUGACAAUCGUUGAUCUUCUCGGACGAUCAGGAUUUCUCGACCAAGCUCGUGAUUUUAUCAGGAAAAUGCCAAUAGAACCCAACGCUGCUGUUUGGGGAGCUCUUCUUGGGGCUUGUAGAAUGCACAAGAAUGCGGAAUUGGGGCAAUACGCGGCCGAGCGCGUCUUCAAACUGGACCCGAAUGAUGCGGGGCCCUGUGUGUUGUUGUAUAAUAUUUAUGCUACUGCUGGUAGGUGGAAUAAUGCAGCUAGAGUGAGAAAGAUGAUGAAAGAGAGAGGCAUGAAGAAGGAGCCGGCGUGUAGUUGGGUCGAAUUGGAAAAUUCAGUCCACAUGUUCGUAGCCAAUGACGAUUCACAUCCAGAAAUCAAAGAGAUUUACACUAUGUGGGAGCAUAUUAAUGGGAAAAUAAAGGAAGCUGGGUAUAAGCCGGAUACUGAGUAUGUGUUUUUACAUGCUGAUGAGCAGGAGAGAGAGGCGAAGUUACAGUAUCAUAGUGAGAAAAUCGCUCUUGCAUUUGCAUUAACAAAGAUGCCACGAGGGGCAACCAUACGUAUCAUGAAGAAUAUAAGGAUGUGCAGAGAUUGCCAUUCUGCGAUUAAAUAUGUUUCUAAGGUUAUGGGGAGGGAGAUAGUUGUGAGAGAUACGAAUCGGUUCCACCAUUUUAGCAAUGGUUCUUGUUCAUGUAAUGACUACUGGUGACCACCGGCAUUCUAUAGUAUUCAAGUUCAGCAGAAACAAGAAGGAUAUGAUAAUUUUGAUAUUCUAAAUGAUGAAGAAAGUGAGGAGAGGUGAAGGCACAAAGAUAAAGAUUGUGUUCUGAAUCGGGACAUAUAUUUUUUUCCGGAUGUUAUUGCAAAGGGUGGGGAUUCCUGGUACCUGUUUGCUUCAUUGAAUGUCUGUAUGAAUGGUGGAGAAUUAAUCGACUGGUGAACCGCUUAUUUGAGUUAUCGGAAAACGCAUCAAGUGCUUAUUUGAGAAGCUAAGCUCUUACGGCAUUCAUCUGAUGCUGAAUAUUUACAAAUCCAGACUUCUCUCGGAGCAUGCUCUUCGCAUCUUUGUUAAUUUGGGCUAAGCGGCUUCGGCACGAAGAAAGUCGAAAAAAACUAUCAGUUGCCUCCAAAGCCUGCAUGCUCCUCGCCGGAAACAGAUUGCAGUGUGGGAUUGAAUCUCAAAGGAAGAUAGAUUGAGAGCUGUCGGACAGCCGAUCACUGCCUACUCCUGGGCCAAAAUGGGUGGGUUCUGCAACCCGUCUUCCAGUUAUCCAAGUAUAUUACCACCCUCACCGCCGCGUAUGCUGCCGCCAUUGCCGCCGCCAUGCAGAUCCUCUGCACCUUCGCGCAGAGGAUCUGUACCACGCAGGAGGCAUAGGAGGACACGACGACAUCGUCGACGUCGACGACGUAGGGGAAAAGACAGAAGAGCAGGAUGAGGAAGCUCGGAGCCAUUCCUUAGUUUCCUUGGUUCUGCUCUGCUCACUGUUUCAGGCACUCAAUGCUUCGCUAGUACAGAACAGAUUACAUAAGCAUCAAGAGCCUUAAACGGUACUAUUGUUGUUGUUGUUGUUUUUUCCCCUUCGAUAAAAUGUCUGAAUGAUAUUGGAAUUUUAAAUUCAAAAGAGUCUAAUUAUUUUA
Ananas comosus (pineapple) is the source of this 2999-nucleotide messenger RNA. RefSeq names its product pentatricopeptide repeat-containing protein At3g24000, mitochondrial. The record is from RefSeq and is a predicted model, not a curated record. Gene Ontology annotation, molecular function: RNA binding; protein binding; zinc ion binding. The transcript has 3 exons. Gene Ontology annotation, biological process: RNA modification. Lineage: Eukaryota; Viridiplantae; Streptophyta; Magnoliopsida; Poales; Bromeliaceae. Bases 79 to 2067 code for a protein of 662 amino acids.